AUGAUCAAGCUCGUACUGGUCCUGGCCGCCGCCGCCUGCUGCGUGAGCGCCGCCCCCAAGGCUGGCCUCGCCCCCCUGGCCUACUCCGCACCCCUGGUGGCCGCCGCCCCCGCGGCCUACGCCGCCCCCGCGCCGGCCGUCGUGACGGCGCACAGCUCGCAGUACAUCGCGCAGAACUUCAACGGACUCGCCGUGGCCCCCGCCGCCCCAGUCGUCGCCGCCGCCUACCACGCAGCCCCCGUCGUUGCUGCUGCAUACCACGCUGCUCCGGCCAUACUCGGUUGA
Schistocerca piceifrons (Central American locust) is the source of this 285-nucleotide messenger RNA. Its product is annotated as cuticle protein 16.5-like. The coding region runs from base 1 to 285 and encodes 94 amino acids. Lineage: Eukaryota; Metazoa; Arthropoda; Insecta; Orthoptera; Acrididae. The record is from RefSeq and is a predicted model, not a curated record. The transcript has 2 exons.